Phlebotomus papatasi is the source of this 4386-nucleotide messenger RNA. RefSeq names its product ubiquitin carboxyl-terminal hydrolase 7 (gene Usp7). Gene Ontology annotation, cellular component: nucleus; cytosol. Lineage: Eukaryota; Metazoa; Arthropoda; Insecta; Diptera; Psychodidae. The record is from RefSeq and is a predicted model, not a curated record. Gene Ontology annotation, molecular function: protein binding; cysteine-type deubiquitinase activity; cysteine-type endopeptidase activity. The transcript has 4 exons. The coding region runs from base 421 to 3882 and encodes 1153 amino acids. Gene Ontology annotation, biological process: regulation of protein stability; protein deubiquitination.
GACACUUUGGCGCUUUUAGUACAUCCAUGGAGAAGCAGCAAAAGAUGAUUGUAAGAAUUUUCUAGUGGUCUUUUGUGCCCAAAUUACUAAAUUAUUGGUCACUGCUGUACUAUCACACAAUUCCCCAGUAUCCCUUGCAUCGAUUCCAGUGCAAGGUGUGGAGAAAGAGAGAUUGUCACUUUUUUCCGGACACAUCAAACACAUACUCAAAAAAAAAUAUUGUGUUUUCUGAGACGGCAAAUUUGUUGCAGAGAUAGACAUCACCCUUGGAUUUGGUGGGAUUACCAGGAGAGAGAUUAGAGUUAGGUGAGAGUGAAAGAGAGAAAAUACACGUGUGACCAAAGAGAAGUGACAUUUGGGCAGAAAAAAAUAUUAUUCUCCAAUUAAGUAGAGAAAGUGUGGGAGUUGUCUUAGUGGUUGAUGAAGAAGAACUCCCUAAAUCGCCUCCCGGCUGAGGGUAACAACAAAAAAAUGGAGACAGACACGAAUGGACGGGAUGUUGAAGCACCCGUAGAGAAGAUGGACACCCAAGAUCUCGAGUGUAUCGAUGCUAAUGUCAUUCCGGCUAAUGUCUGUGACACACCAAUGCGCUCAGAAGAAUUCGACGAGACACUACCAAUGGAGGAGAAUGUUGAUUUUGCACCAACAGCAACAUCACCCCUUCAUCCAUUUGGACAACAACAGACACCAGCAGCUGAGCCACCACGUGAAGAUUCAACAAUGGAGGAAGAAGAUCAUGCCAGAUCAGAAGCCACAUUUACAUUUCGCGUGGAAGAAUUCAGUAAGCUCAAUGAGCAACUUCUAUCGCCACCAUGCUACGUCCGUAAUCUCCCAUGGAAGAUCAUGGUGAUGCCAAGGACUACACAGGGUGGUGAUCGACCACAGGCCGACAACCGUUCCCUGGGCUUCUUCCUGCAGUGCAACGGUGAAAAUGAUUCGCCAUCGUGGACAUGCAAAGCCACGGCGGAUCUAAGCAUUCACAAUUUUAAGCCGGACGUCGAACCACUCAGCCGGAAGAUCACCCAUGUGUUCUACAGCAAGGAGAAUGACUGGGGAUUCAGUCACUUCAUGUCAUGGAGUGAUGUUCUCGAUCCCGAGAAAGGAUACAUCAUGGAUGAUGCAAUUGUCCUGGAGGUUCAUGUAGUGGCUGAGGCGCCUCACGGUGUCUUCUGGGACAGCAAAAAGUACACAGGCUACGUUGGUCUCAAGAACCAAGGUGCCACGUGCUACAUGAACUCCCUGCUGCAGACACUUUACUUCACCAAUCACCUCCGGAAGGCGGUGUACAAGAUGCCCACAGAGGCAGAUGAUAGUAGCAAGAGUGUAGCUCUGGCCCUUCAGCGGGUCUUCCAUGAGCUUCAGUUCUCCGACAAGCCUGUGGGCACAAAGAAGCUCACUAAGAGCUUUGGAUGGGAAACCCUUGACAGUUUCAUGCAGCACGAUGUGCAGGAAUUCUUGCGUGUCCUGCUGGAUAAGUUGGAGAGCAAAAUGAAGGGUACUUGCCUCGAGGGUACUAUUCCUCGGCUGUUUGAAGGAAAAAUGUCUUCAUACAUCAAGUGCAAGAAUGUUGAGUACACAAGUACACGCAUUGAGACUUUCUAUGACAUCCAGCUAAAUAUCAAGGGUAAAAAGAACAUCGAUGAGAGUUUCAAGGACUACGUGGCCACUGAAACACUCGAUGACGACAACAAGUACGAUGCUGGAGAGCAUGGACUGCAAGAGGCUGAGAAAGGAGUGAUCUUUGUCUCAUUCCCACCCGUCCUCCAUCUCCAUCUCAUGCGUUUCCAAUACGAUCCUGUCACAGAUAACAGUGUCAAAUUCAAUGAUCGCUUUGAGUUCUACGAACAUAUUUCACUGGAUGCUUAUCUGCAGGAACCAGAGCAAACACCGGCCGAGUAUACACUUCAUGCCGUUCUGGUGCAUUCUGGUGACAAUCAUGGUGGUCACUAUGUUGUCUACAUCAAUCCACUGGGUGACGGAAAGUGGUGCAAGUUCGAUGAUGAUGUUGUUUCUAGAUGCACGAAGGCUGAAGCCAUUGAAUACAACUACGGUGGACUGGAUGAUGACCUGAGCCUUCAGGCACGUCACUGCAGUAAUGCCUAUAUGUUGGUGUACAUCAGGGACUCAGUCCUGCCCACAGUUCUGCAGGAUAUCAUCGAACAGGACAUCCCCAGUGAAUUGGUGGAUCGUCUGUCGGAGGAGAAGCGUAUGGAGCAGGUGCGUAGGUCGGAACGUAGUGAGGCGAAUGCCUACAUGAAUGUACAUGUGGUGCUGGAGGAAUACUUCGAAGGGCACCAGGUGACAGAUCUCUUUGACUACGAAAAGGUGCAUUUGAGGGUGUUUCGGGUGAAACGUACGGCUACCAUGACCGAAUUGAUGGGAAUGUUGGUGGAAGCAUUUAAGACUCCGGCUGAACAGUUGCGUCUGUGGCCACUGUCACAGCGGCACAGUCAACUGACACGACCGAUGGUUUUUGACAUUCAGGAUGAUGGCAAUAAAUCUGUCAUUACAGUAGCAGAUAGUCAGAAUCCAUGGACGGUGUUUCUGGAAAUGCUAUCACCGGAUUCAGGAGUGGCUCAUUUGCCGGUAUUUGACAAGGAAACCGAUGUUCUACUCUUCUUCAAAUACUACGAUCCAAAUCAGAAGAAACUUCACUAUGUAGGACAUGGUUACUACAAUUUAACGAUGAAAAUUGGAGAUUUGGUGCCGGAUCUACUGGAUCGUGUUGGAUGGUCAAGGGAUACCCAAGUGAUUUUGUAUGAAGAACAGGCAAGUGGAUAUGUUGUGAGAAUUAAUAAUUUCAACGAGACCAUUGAGAAGAGCAUGCGAGAAAUUACCGAUGGGGAUAUUGUUAUCUUUGAGAAGCGCGAAAAGGCAGAUAAUUUGGAAUUGCCAACAGUUGAGGACUACUUCAGGGAUUUACUGUAUCGUGUUGAAGUGACCUUCAUUGAUAAGACCAAUCCCAAUGAUUCGGGCUUUACAUUGGAACUAUCACAGAGAAUGUCAUAUGAUCAAUGGGUGAAGGUUGUUGGUCAGAGAAUGAAUGUUGAUCCGUAUGAGAUACAAUUUUUCAAAUGUCAAACAUACAAAGAUGUCCCGGGAAAUGCACUUAGGAGUUCCUAUGAUGGAACAUUGAAGGACAUUUUGAUCUACAAUAAGCCAAAAAGCACCAAGAAAAUCUUCUAUCAGAUCCUCUCGAUGAAUAUUAAUGAGUUGGAGACGAAGAAGCAAUUUAAGUGUGUAUGGGUAUCGGCAAAUCUCAAGGAAGAGAAGGAGAUUGUGCUGUAUCCUAGUAAAUGUGGCACAGUUAAGACACUCCUCGAUGAGGCAGCUAAGCAAGUGGAAUUCUCAGAUGGUGGUUCGAGGAGGUUGCGUUUGGCAGAAAUUAUUGGUCAUAAGCUCAAUAUGGGACCAUCUGAAGAUACCCUACUGGAAUGCCUGCAGACAAGUGCUGAACAGACACUGACCAAUCAGAAGAUGUAUCGAAUUGAAGAGGUACCCAAGGAUGAGGUAAAUCUAGCUGCUGAUGAGCAACUUGUGCCUGUAACGCAUUUCUACAAGGAUAUCUACAAUUCAUUUGGUAUACCAUUCUUCAUCAAAGUGAAGAAUGGUGAACCAUAUGCUUCACUGAGGCGUCGCAUUAAAGCUAAACUUAGUGUGCCGGAUAAGGAGUGGGAGAAGUACAAGUUGGCCAUUCUCACGAUGAACCGAAUUGACUAUAUCACCGAAGAUGAAGGAUGUGUCAAUGUCAAUGAAUUCCGGAGUCAGACGACAAAUAAUCCCAGACAGACAGCCCCCUACUUCGGACUGGAGCAUGUCAACAAACUACAGAAACGAUCACGCUUUAGCUAUCUUGAAAAAGCGAUUAAGAUUUACAAUUGAACUCUUACUUAUAUAUUUGCUAUAAACGCCAAUAUUGAAUAUAAUUAUCCCACUUCUGAAAUCCCAACAACCACCCCACCUCCCCUCAAUUUCCCAUUUUCCAAUCAUUGUGUCUCACUUCCCUACCCGCAUCGUCCUCCCCAGCAACAAAAAAAAACACCAUCCCUCUUCAGUUUCUUACUGAGUUUCUGGCCAUUUCUUCCUCAAUUUCCCAAAAUCCCAAAUAUUAAUUUUUACACUAGAAUUUCUAUUGUAGAUUGAAGUAAAAAAAAAUUUGUAAAGAUAAGUUUGAGCAAAAUUCAAUGAUGGAGCAUAUAAUAAAGUAAAAAAAAAAACAAAAUACAAGAAAAAAGAUAAUUGUAAAUCAUGGUGACAUACACGUGUAAAAUGUUUCUUUGGAAUGACUUUCGAGAUUUGUGAAUUUUUAUUUUCUUUUGCAUUCGAGUAUUAACAAUUCGAUGUUCACGAUUAAUUGAUUUUUAAUAAAAAGGUCAUACAUUUAGA